GAAACUGAGAGCAAAAGGCAACUGAAGGGAUAUAUAACUGUCACUUAGUUAGACUGCUUUGAAGAAGCAAUGGAGGGGUUCAGACACCUUUCGUAGUCUUGUGAUUUUCCACAUCUUAUGACAAUACCGCUCUGGUCAAUUCAAGAAGGUGGGGCAGGAAGCACACAAACUAAAAGCUUUCAUAAAGAGGAAGAGACAUUCUUGGCUUGUUGACUGGAGCAGGGUAGCUGCCUGCCUGAGGACUAACAGACUCAUCAGAGGACUCUGUUGGAAGGUUGCCCAACAAAAUAGAGAACACAGCCAUUCUUCUAAAUCCCAAACCUCAUCACAGUCUCACUGUGUAUGUGUCAACGGAGGAGAGAACAGAGAGGACUGUUGGAGAGAGAACCAGAGGAGGAUGAAGUCUAUCAAAUUAGAUCAGUCGGCUACAGUCGAUGAUCUUACGGAGGCCUGCAUCAAAGCAUUUGAUUAUGAAGGCAGGUUGAAUGAUGAGUCUCUGGUCCGGAUGUUUCUCAUGAUGCAUCCAUGGUACCUCUCCUCUGCUGACCUGGCCAAGAAACUCUCCAGCAAGUCGCUGGAGGAAAACUGUCUGCCUGAACUCAGGUCACAAAUCUGCCAUCUUAUCAAGUACUGGAUCAACGAGUUCCCAGCAGAGUUUGACCUGAACCCAGAGCUGGCAGAGCAGAUCAGAAGGCUGAAGGAGCAGCUGGCUCAGCAGGGAGAGGAGCACCAGAGCACACUCAUCAACGUUGACAGUGUGCCGUCAUAUGAGUGGAGUAGGCAGGUGAGCCAACCAGCUCAGUCUGAUUUCAAGAAGAGGAAGACGUCUCUCCUCUUUGAUCACCUGGACUCAUCUGAACUAGCAGAGCACCUCACCUACAUGGAGUAUAAGUCAUUCUGUAGGAUACUGUUCCAGGACUACCACAGCUUUGUGAUGCAUGGCUGCACAGUGGAUAACCCCAUCCUGGAGCGCUUCAUCACCCUCUUCAACAGCGUGUCUCAGUGGAUCCAGCUGAUGGUGCUCAGCAAGCCCACCGCCCCCCAGAGGGCUGCAGUCAUCUCCCACUUUAUUAGGGUCGCACAGAGGUUGUUACAGCUGCAGAACUUCAACACUCUGAUGGCAGUGGUGGGGGGUCUCAGUAACAGCUCCAUCUCACGCCUCAAAGACACACAGUCACACAUCAGCAACGAUGUGAGCAAGGUUUUCAACAACCUGGUGGAGCUUGUGACAUCCUGUGGGAACUAUAGCCAGUACCGCCAGCGCUUCUCAGAGAGCACAGGCUUCCGUUUCCCCAUCCUGGGUGUGCACCUCAAGGACCUGAUUGCUGUGCACGUAGCCCUGCCCGACUGGAGUGACCGGGAGAAGACGCAGGUCAACCUGGCCAAGACCCAACAGCUGUAUGCCAUCCUCCAGGAGCUUGCGCUGAUCCAGACCAUGCCACCCAGCGUUGAUGCCAACAUGGACCUGCUCAACCUGCUCAUGGUGUCUCUGGACCAGUAUCACUCAGAGGAAGAGAUCUAUCAGCUGUCCCUGCAGAGGGAGCCCCGCACAGCCAGGCCAUUGUCUACCCCAAGCCCACCUAUGAUUGAAGAGUGGGCAUCUUCAGUGAAGCCCAAAGCUGACCCCACCAUCAUCAGUAAACACAUACAGAAGAUGGUAGAGUCUGUGUUUAAGAAUUUCGACACUGAUGGAGACGGCUACGUCACUCAGGAGGAAUUUGAGAUCAUUAGGACUAACUUCCCAUACCUCUGCAAGUUUGACGACCUGGAUAAGAAUCAGGACGGCAGAAUCAGUCAGGAGGAGAUGAUCGACUACUUCACCAAGGCCAGCUCUUUACUGAACAGCAAGAUGGGGUUCAUCCACACAUUUUCAGAGAAGACCUGCAUGAAGCCUAUGCUUUGCCAUCACUGUAAAGGCAUCAUGUGGGGAUUUUACAAACAAAGAUACAAGUGUAAAGCCUGUGGGGUGAGCUGCCACAAAGAUUGUCGCAGCCGCCUUGCUGUGGAGUGCCGCAAACGAACACAGAGCACCUGUCACGAAUACCAUUCUCCCCAACACUCCCGUUCCUUCAGUUUGCCUGCUAUAGCUCAGCCGUUACACACUGUACAACAUACAGUCAUUACAGAGGAAGCUCCUGACUCCCCGGGGGAUGAAGUGUUUGAUGUCCACCUUUGAGGAGAAUAAAGACCAACACUGAGGACAAAAGCAACAAUGACAGCCCAUGUUCCAUGCAGCAACAGCACUCUGAAGAUCUCAGUGUGAUGGAAACGUUAUGCUCCUGUUUGAAGAUACAACGCAUCUUAGGAACAUUCCAAUUUUCCAGUUUAAGGAUUUUUUAAAUUCAUCCUUCAUCUGAUUGAUUCAUCCUUCAUCUGAUAGAUUGAUCCUUUUCUGAUGGAUUCAUCCUUGAUUCAUCCUUCAACAUCAUAUUAUUUGCUCACAGCUUUCACAGUAGGUAAACCUACAGUAUAUGCAUAUCCCUGUGUGUAUUUGUAUGUGGUUCAUGACUGCAGAAGAUUGCUUCUCCACUAGAUGAGGCUGUUUGUGUGUGACAACACUGGAUAGUGUAGGCUACCACUGUCUUUUUACGUUCCCUGUUUUUAGUGUUGCCCUGUUUGUGUGGUCUAGUUGAGUAGGAAAAAUGUGGGAGUGGAUUGUUAAUGACAAGAUCAAUUGAUGUUAUUUCCUCAACUAGACAAUCCUGUGGUACUAUUUAAAAGACAGACAUACUGUAAUUAUUUUAAAAUAUAAAAUUAUAAAUAUAGUAAUAUCAUACUACAGAAACCACUCCACAGGUUUCUUCUACCUUCAUACAUAUGGGCUUCAGUGACACUGUAAAAUGGGAGAGCAGCACAAAUACAGGCUACAUUUUGAAAUAUAUUCAAAACUGAUCAAAAAUGAUGAAUGUGGUGAGAUGUAAAAAAAUAUUGUGAUUUAUCCUAAAUAAAUGUUAUGCAGUUAUCAAAUCUGAAACUCAGUUUAAAUGCCUAAUUUCCACUUUCAAACAGAUUCCAAUUUAAAGCAUUUUGUUUCAAUGAACUUUUGUAGAUACUGUGAGAUUAAAAGAUAUUGAUCAUGUUGGAGGCAGGUAAUCUGGUGGUACCCAAAAGGUAGCUGGUUCAAAUCCCUGAAAUGAAUCGGUGAAAGCUCUUUCCAUCUGCCCCUAAUUGCUCCUGUAAGUCACUCUGGAUAAUAGCGUCUGCAAAAUGAAGUAAAUGUUUGUGCUGUCCUUAUCUGAACCACUCAUUUUGCAAACUCACAGCCUUCAGGUGUUGAUGACUCCUGCCAACUUAAACUGUGGUAGGCUACCUGGGUCCAGCUGAGGAUUUGUCACCAUAGUAACUCCACACCGGGUAUCCUGUGGGCUGUUACUGGUCUGUGACAACUGAAGCCAUCUCAAAAGGGCUAGUCCUGUUCCUAUUGUGGUAACGUUCCCUAUAGUGGAGAGUGGAGUUAGUUGAGCCAAAGGGUUAAGUUGAGCCACCCUUGUUUCUAGGAAACCAUAUUGUGAUGAUCCUCCUCAUGUCCACUGUCACCUAAUCUAAAGCUAGGCUUUAGUCUCAAUAAUCAGACAUUGCAAACGGUUAAUGAUUUAUAAGAAACACAUUUAUUAAUUGUAAUUGUGUGGUUAGCGAUGCUUUUUCGAUUGAUGAUCAUCUGUGAAAGAGAGAAGAAACUUGUGUUAGAGUUUAUUGACGUGUGCUAUAUAAACACGUCUAUGAACUGAACAUGUUGUAUUGUAUUUAAUGUAUUGUGAAUGUUUAAUUGAUCAUUGUGUCAGGUCUUCCUCCCAUUGGCUGAUGCAUUGUGGGUAUGUGUACUUAAAUCAUGUCGUUGUUUGUUGGCAAACUGCUGGGUUUUGGUUGAAGAUUGUGUCAUGGCGUUGCCCUCUUUGGAUACAGCAAGCCCCAUCCCCCUCUCCCUGUCUCCUACACCCAGGCUGCUGUGGUCAGAGAGAGGUCAUAAAUUCCUGGAGGAGAUUAUCUACUCAUGGCCACAGUAUAGAGAGAGAGUAGAGUUUUCAUAGAAGAGACCGGUGAAGAAUCCAGCUACGAACUGGUCCGUUUGGUACAUUAAGAGCCUCAGAUAUGAGGUUUACAUCUAAUUGUUGUAUUAGAUGAAUGAGUGAGGAUGAUACUGUUUGUAAAAUUGUGUAUUGUGAUUAUGGACUGUUUAAUGAAGGAAACUCCAAUUCCCUUUGGAGUUUAACUAAAUCAGAGGACCGCCCAUGAGCCCAGUUCGGACCUGGCGUCAUGAGACAGCUUUUUCUGCUCUUCUGAAUAUAACCCCCAUGUUUCCCUCAAUUACGAGAGGACAAAGGUUGAGACCAGCUUACCUCGAUAACGAGAGGGCCAAGGUUUGAGUAGAUGGCUGAAUCUUUUAACCAUGCCAAGUCGUUAAACUCUUAGACUAUCGAUACCGACAGAAUAAGAACAAGUCUUUGAUAUUAAUUACUAGUCUGCAGCUAGGAAUUCGGUAUCAUUGAACGCGAAGUCAGACAACCGCUGAAACAUCUAUCCAUAACGACAUGAAUGAAUCUCACUCUGAACUAUCCAUUCUAACCACGACAGAGAUGGCGGACAAACUCUCCAACAGAAACAAACUUUUCAAAGAUCCCGAUGACACCCUGAGCGUAAAUAUAUAUACUGAUUGCAAUUGUUCCCGAAUGAGUGAGCGUUCAUGUGCAAAGGAUUAGCAUUUCAUUUGUUAUAAUUAUCAACUGUGUGUUGGCUUAUCUCAGUCGACACCCAACUUCCCUUUGGUACACCAAGCCGCGAUGCCGGUUUAUCCCACUAGGGAAACUCCGUUAUCAUCUCCUUGUAACUAUCUACUGUUUGUUUAUGUAUUUCUGUGAAUUACUUAGUUAGUAAAUUAAUGAUUUAAGACAAUUGAUGUAUGGAUGACUCAUAGUGAAGACUGGGUUCGUGCAGAUAACCAACAAUUUACGACGUUUGGAAGGAGACUAACGUGAGGUAAAAUAAAGAAUAAGUCAUUCAUCAGAAGACUAAUUGAUCAGAUAUUAAAAUAUCUGAAAAUGUAUAUUAGGAAAAUUAUAACUUUGUAAUCUGAAUAUUUUCCUUGGUGCCCCGACUUCCUAGUUUAUUCCAUUUGCCUGAAUAGUUAAUCACGAAAUGCUAAUUACGGAGAAUCUUUGAUAAAAACUAAAAGUAUUCAGUUAAUGAUAGUAAAGACACGACAAGUGCUAUUCGUGUAUAUCCUUUUGUUGCCAUGACCAAUUUGUUUGUUUUGUAAAUACUUGUACAGUUUUCGGUGGCUAUUUAUCUUCAUUCAUGUUUGCUAAUAAAAGUUUGGAUUUGAUGAGUCAGAUCCAGACA
Messenger RNA from Oncorhynchus nerka (sockeye salmon), 5337 nucleotides. It is a transcript of the gene rasgrp2, whose product is annotated as RAS guanyl releasing protein 2 (calcium and DAG-regulated). The coding region runs from base 398 to 2176 and encodes 592 amino acids. The record is from RefSeq and is a predicted model, not a curated record. Gene Ontology annotation, cellular component: plasma membrane. Gene Ontology annotation, molecular function: guanyl-nucleotide exchange factor activity; calcium ion binding. NCBI's taxonomy places the organism in Eukaryota, Metazoa, Chordata, Actinopteri, Salmoniformes, Salmonidae. The transcript has 17 exons. Gene Ontology annotation, biological process: positive regulation of GTPase activity; Ras protein signal transduction.